Zeugodacus cucurbitae (melon fly) is the source of this 5832-nucleotide messenger RNA. RefSeq names its product serine/threonine-protein kinase NLK2 (gene nmo). Gene Ontology annotation, biological process: protein phosphorylation; intracellular signal transduction. Gene Ontology annotation, molecular function: ATP binding; MAP kinase activity. NCBI's taxonomy places the organism in Eukaryota, Metazoa, Arthropoda, Insecta, Diptera, Tephritidae. Gene Ontology annotation, cellular component: cytoplasm; nucleus. Bases 521 to 2359 code for a protein of 612 amino acids. The record is from RefSeq and is a predicted model, not a curated record. The transcript is spliced from 10 exons.
GAAAUAACUGUAUAUAAUUAAAAUACAAAUAAUAUUCCAAAUUUUUAAAAGGCAACUUAAAAUACACGCUGUAAAUUGUAAUUCCGUGGCUGAAAAGGAUUUUGCUCUGUUUCAACCAAAUUGUAAAGUGUAGUUUUUAAAGCUUUUAAUCAACGCUUAAAAAAAUUGGAAACGUUAUCGCUCUACGUUUAAUACUUCGUAGAAAUAAUCGUCUGCUCUUAAAUAAAAAAUAAAAAUAUACAGUGUGUUUUAAAAGUGUUUAUUCGUGUAAAUGUCAGUUUAAAAGUGUUGUAAAAAUCAUAUAUAAUAUCAAUUUUAAGAAAAGUAGUCAUUGCAGAUAUUGCAAUUGUAAAUAAUAAGUAAUACAAAAAUAUAAAUAAAAUAAAAUUUCAUAGAAAUAAAUAUAAUAAAUUAAUAAUCACUUUAAAUUGUAUUUGGAAAUACAAUUUUCGGUUCGCGCGUGUUAACAUACUUACUGUUGUUGUGUGAAAUUUUAAUUGUUUGUAUGGCAAAUUGUUGAAUGGCGGCCGUUGUUGGCCCCAAAAGGCACACCGUGAACGGAUUAAGAGCCAAUCCCAAUCCCAAUCCCAAUCAUAGUCAUAAUCACAACAGCGUUCAUAUAAAUAGUCAUCAAAGCAGUUCAAACGUCAACAAUUGCUUUAGUAAUACCACCAGUUCAGCACAACAGUUUGGUCAUAGAGCAGCAGUGCCCGUUGUUGCUCCUACGUCGCGUUCUCGUCCGCGUAUUUCAAUGAGCGUAUCAAUGUCACUCGUACAGGGAGGAGCUGCUGGCGGUGCCCCACAAGGUGCCAUUUUGGCUGCUGCAGCACCAUAUUAUCAACCGCCAGCUGUACCACAGGAUGUACAGCCGGAUCGUCCCAUUGGUUAUGGCGCCUUCGGAGUAGUAUGGGCUGUCACAGAUCCACGCGAUGGACGACGUGUUGCACUCAAAAAGCUUCCAAAUGUCUUUCAGUCGCUGGUCUCAUCGAAACGAGUUUUCCGUGAAUUGAAAAUGCUCUGCUUUUUCAAGCAUGAAAAUGUACUCUCAGCAUUGGACAUUUUACAACCACCUCAUUUGGAUUUCUUCCAAGAAAUAUAUGUGAUAACCGAACUACUACAGUCAGAUCUCCAUAAGAUAAUCGUCUCGCCACAACAUCUCUCCGCCGAUCACAUUAAAGUGUUCCUCUACCAAAUAUUGCGCGGUCUCAAGUAUCUGCAUUCGGCGCGCAUCCUCCAUCGUGACAUCAAGCCCGGCAAUCUGUUGGUCAAUUCGAAUUGUGUGCUGAAAAUAUGUGAUUUUGGUUUGGCGCGCGUCGAAGAGCCCGAUCAGGCCAAACAUAUGACACAAGAGGUGGUCACACAAUACUAUCGUGCACCGGAGAUUUUAAUGGGCGCCCGCCACUACUCGUCGGCGGUGGAUGUUUGGUCGGUAGGUUGCAUUUUCGGCGAACUGCUCGGUCGUCGCAUUCUCUUUCAGGCACAGAAUCCCGUGCAACAGCUGGAGCUGAUCACCGAGCUGUUGGGCACACCCUCUAUGGAGGAUAUGCGUCACGCCUGCGAUGGCGCUCGUUCACACAUGUUGCGCCGCGCACCCAAGCUGCCAUCAUUUUCGGCGUUGUACACGCUCAGUUCGCAUGCGACGCACGAGGCGGUGCAUCUGCUGUGUCAAAUGCUUGUCUUCGAUCCGGAUAAGCGCAUCACCGUGACGGAUGCUCUGGCGCAUCCAUAUCUGGAUGAGGGUCGUCUACGCUAUCACUCGUGCAUGUGCAAAUGCUGUUUCACUACCUCGGCCGGCAUGCGCCAAUAUACGGCCGAUUUUGAGCCAUCAGCUGGGCAGCCAUUCGACGAUCUGUGGGAGCGUAAAUUGACAUCGGUGCAGCAGGUCAAAGAGGAAAUGCACAAAUUCAUAGCGGAGCAACUGCAAACGGGACGCGUACCACUUUGUAUAAAUCCGCAAAGUGCGGCCUUCAAAAGUUUUGCUAGAUACGUUGAGCAAAUUAGGAAAUUGCGGAAAGAGCGCAACAAACGAGAUCCCGUUGGCAUAACGUUAAUGCAACAAUUGGAGUUUGAUCGUCGCAAAGAGCAACAGCGCCUGGAACUUGAAGCGGCAUUCAAAGCUAUGAUUAUGCAAACACCGGAAGUGACCGUGGAGCCGAGCAGUGCGCCUAAUACGGGCACACCCUCGUUUUUCAACUUGCCCAGCUUCAGUUCGUUCGACUAUACCACACCGCAUACGAAUAAGGAUCGGCGUUCACUGUCGGUUACGCCCCUUUCAUCACUCAAUAUGACGUUGUGCUGGGAUGAGCAGGAUGACAGUGAAACGGACACUGCCGAUGAGUCGAUGGAUAGUGGCUACUGAUUGCAUCGAUAUGCUCUCUCGAGUGUGUUUGAGUGUUAAUAAUAUUUAUUAAUUUAUGCCGUUGUAACAAUUCGGAAAUAACAACAAAGCGCGUCUGGUGAAGCGUUAAAAACGACAACCACCGCAACAACAACAACAAUGUUAAUUGCAAAUACUGUUUGAGGCGGCGUUUCAGCUCAGCAAAUUAGCGUUGCCAUUGCAGUCAGCCAAACCGCGACAACAACAACAACAAAUUUAGUCAACCACUAUAUCUGUCUACAGACAACAAAUGAAAUCUCUGAAUUAGUUUCAGCGUAUAAUUGGUUGCCAGUUUCACUUAAAAAUUCACUUAAUUACGAAAAUAGAAGAAAGCUCUUAGUUCAACCGUAGCGCAUCCUUCCGAAUUGCCGCCAUCGCCACACCAAUGGGAAUGACGGCAAAAUGAGGCCAUAGCCGCCUAAAAGUAGAUACUAAUUAGCUACAAAUAAUAAAAUACAACAACAACAACAACAACAACAGUAACAAAACAGCCAACAAUACCACCCAACUUAACCAAAUUCUUUUCAUUUAAAUUUAAUUAAUAUAAACAAAAACAAAAAACAAAAAAGCAACAACAAAAGCAAAUUAUGCAAACAACAAACAUUAUGGAUUAAGGAAAUAAGGAUGACGGAUGCAACAACAAGAAGCAUAAAAAGCAGAAUAAGAUUGAUUAGCGCGUAGCAUGCGGCAGCAGCGCAACAGAGAACCAGAGAGAUAGAGAGAGAGUGACAGCGACAAAUAUAAUUAUAAUUAUAAUAAAAUAAUGUUAAUAGACUCGUAAUAUUUAAGGAUAAAGCAACGAUUUUAAUUUUUAAGUUGAAUGUGAAAAAACAAAACGCGUAGAUUUGAAGCCAGCAGAAGAAGAAGAGUAUUCAAUUGAGAGAGCGAAGAGUUGUCACACUUUAGAGAGAGUGCUACAAAGCACAAGCGAGACACGAAGCUGAGGAGAGAAGAACACCGCGCGGUACUGACUAUUAGAAGUAAAACUGUAAAUGUAAAUUAAAUGGAAUGUCUAAGGGGGCAGCAUGACAUAGAAGAAAAGGAAGAACUGGAGAAAGAAGUAGAAGAAAAACACACUAAUCAUUCCAUCACCACCGAACAAACACAAAAAUGAAGUAAGCACAAUGCGAACAGAGUAGUAUAACUCUCACAAGAAGAAGACGAAACGACUCGCGUAACGGAACAAGACGAGUGAACAGAACGUUUAGAGCUACACUAGUCGUCGGAAGAAAGCGGAAAUAUAAAAGCUGUACCAAUUAAUUGAUUACAUAAAUGCAGCAACAACAUUUGAAGCGAACACCAGAGCAGCAUGAAAAGCUCUGGCGCAGUUAAUGGAAGCACGAAGGAGCUGUUAACAGUUAAAAGGCUGUCUAACACUGAGUUGGGCCAGAAAAUGCAGUGAAGGCAACAGGCGCCAACCUAUUUUGCGGCAUUGCAGGCAGAUGAAGACUCUUUUGAAGGCCUGCAAGUGUCAAGGACUAUAGCUAGAAGCAGCUAAAAGCAGCUACAAGACGAAUAUGAAGAAUAUAAAAAGCAAAUAAUUAAAUGCUGACAUGAUUAAAAAGUGUUAAAUUGUAAAAAAAAAUUAAAAUGUGUGUACAACAAGAAAAUGAAAGCGGGAGACGGUGUAAAAUGUAAUAAAUAUACAAAAAUGUGUGUAAAAUGUAGCAAGAAAAAACAAAAAACGAAAAACAAAAACUAUUUAAAACAUCUUAACAAAAAGUAUUCACAACAACACGCAUAUACAUACAUACCUAGCAGGCGUCCGCCAGGACCAAAGGACCAAUUAAUAAAUAUAACAAAUAUGCGCAUGCAUAUACAUAUAUAAUGGCAUGUAUAGCGAAAUGCUCGAAACAAAAAAAAAAUAAUUAAAGAAAUGUGAGAAAAGAAAAACAAAAUUGACAAAUGCAAAAUUUCAAUGGAAAUUAAGAAAAAAGCAAGAAAUAUAUCUCAAUGUCCGUAACGAAACGUAGUAGUGUAUGUAUGUAUUAUUAUGUACCAGCAAUUAUUAUUAUAUAACUAUUACAUAUUUAACAAUGUAACGACUACAAUUACACUUACUUAUAAUGCAUAUUGAAUAGUAAUUAUAAUUAUAAUUAAUGAACGUAAUUAAUUAAUUAAUUAAUGUAAUUUGUUUGCCAAAUUUACCUCAAAACAAAAAAAGUAAAACAAACUUUUUUUUUUAAAUACUAUAAAUAAUUAAAAAAUAAAAAAUAAUAAUAAAUAAAUAAAUAAAAAAUUAAUAAUGUAAAGCAUAAACACAAACACACACGCAUACAAAUAUAUAUUUAUAUAUAGCAGCAGCAUACAUUUCCAAGUAAUUUAUGACAGAAUUUGAGACAAGCCAAGGCAUGGCACAUAAAUAACAAUUGAAUUCGCACUGGAACAGGCUUAGAAUUGGCAUUUUAGGAAUUAUUGAUAAUAUGUGUGUGGCAUAUUUUUGUGUAAUUUGCUUGUUAACAGUGUGGUAAGCCGAUUAAAAUUGAAAAAAGCUUAUAAACUAAAUUAAAAUUUAAAAGCAUAUUUUUAUUUUUUUUUUUUGCUACUGGUGACAAAGUUUUUUUUAUUUAAUAUCUAACAGCAAUUAAUUUUUUUUUAUCUAAUAAUAUUUUUAUAUUAUACAAUAUUUUCAAAUAAAAAAAUUAAUUCGCAAAAUUUUAAAUAUAUUUGAUUAAUUUUUUUUAUAAAAUUACAAAAAUUAAAAAAAAAAAUUGCACACACAAUAACAACAAUUUAAAAAAAAAAAUGAAAAUUAUAAAAAAGUUUAUUAUUUCGAAAUUUUUUUUUUAAAUAAUUUUAUUAUAUUAUAUUCACAAGCUGCAAUACAACGCUAAUAUCGCCAACAAAUCAUUUAUAUUUUUAACACAAAACUUUAACAUUUUCCAAUUGUUAAUUAUAUGCUGCCGAAUAUUGCUUACACACUUUUUUGUGCGCACCAAUAUUUUUAAUAUUUUUUUCCAAGACAAAAAUUGAUUUCUAAAAUAUGAUAACACAUACAUACAUACAUAAAUACAUAUAUAACUGUGUACAAGUUUAUAAAAAAAUUCUAUGUUAUGUGCACGUAUGUAUCCGCUUUAAGUGUGUUUCAUAUGCAAAUAACUAAAAGCAAGCGAAAAAUUAAACAGUAAAAUAGCAUAAGUUGAAAUUGUGGAAUUUGCGAAAGCUUACAAUAUUUGAAAAUACUUCAAAGGUGCAAUGAAUGCUGUAUACAUAAGCGUCAAACAAAAAUAUAUGAAAAUUGUAAUGCUCGCUUUGUAUUUGUAGUGAUUUUAGAGGGCAAAAAUUUUACGAAAUUAUUUCAAAAUUUCAAUGUGUGCUCAUUUCAAGUCUAAAGCUAAACAAAAACAACUACAUAAAGCAUAACAGUUAGUAAAAUGACGUUUAAACAAGGCGCCUGCGCAGCAGCCUUGCUGUAAUUUCAUUAUUUUUUUUUAGUUUUAAUUUAAUUAGCAUAA